GUAGGUAUAGUCCGAAACAAGUCACCAUGCAGUUCUCCACUUUCCUGAUGGCCAUCUUUGUGGUAACUACGCUGUUGUUGUUCAGCGCUCCAGCAACUGAGGGCACCAUUAUUUUCAUCGCUUGCAUGCUGCGGUCACCAUUGUGCCCAUGGAUCACCACAGCUACACCUAAAAAAGUUACAUGAUUGGAUCUGCUGCCGAUUUAGCUCACCCUUGAUACGAUACUUAACAUGCACCUCAACUUAAUAAAAUUAUUUUUUGUCGCAUUA
Drosophila elegans is the source of this 269-nucleotide messenger RNA. RefSeq lists its product as uncharacterized. The transcript has a single exon. Bases 27 to 185 code for a protein of 52 amino acids. NCBI's taxonomy places the organism in Eukaryota, Metazoa, Arthropoda, Insecta, Diptera, Drosophilidae. The record is from RefSeq and is a predicted model, not a curated record.